AGACAUUGGACGCGAAGCUGUUCUCCAGAAGUUUCCAGAGUUGCGCAAUGAAAUCUCGCUUGACACUCAGAAAAGAAAAUACAAGUUGUUCUGUGCCUUCGGACAGCUUUACUACAACUUUUCUUCGGAUCUCUUCCAAUAGAAUUACAGAAGAACGGUCUCUCGUUUGUUACCUAGCAAUAGCAUACAACUGUCUGUAACGUAGUAUGUUUGUGCCUCGGUGGAUGUAAGAUCCAACGUCUAGAUCACGGAGUUCUGUGUAUGCGUAUCGGAUGUAUGCGCCUAGAACACCGUGUUGUGUGUGUCAGUAGGGACUAGUGGAACACAUCUGGAGAGGAAACAGUGAACUAAAAAGCUUGCUGGUAGCAUAUUUCACUUUUUUUUUAAAUAAAAUUGGGGCGGGGGGUUGUCAGGACUCAGGACAGAAAGUAAGUAGGAUGAUGAGGGAGGGAGGUGGAGGUGGUUGUCUGGGACUCCCAGGGAUGUUACGAGUUUUCUUGUUGGGGACUUGUGCUCUUACGGUCCUGAGCUCUGCAGGCUUGGUGUUCCUUCUGGUGCAACACAUGCACCUGUCAGCCCACAUUGCCCGGUUGGAUCUACAACUCCAGGUGCUCUCAGAGACUUCUGGCGCCGUGCUGCAUCAUUCUGCAGCAGUAUCCCUCCGGGCCAGCGGGGACCCUGGAGAGGAAGCUUCCCACAGGACCAGCAUGGACCCCGGAGAGGAAGCUUCCCACAGGACCAGCAGGGACCCUGGAGAGGAGACUGAAAGGUUGCAGGUGCUCUCAGAGGAAUCUGGGUUGCAGACAUCACCCCACAGGACGAGCAGGGAAGACCCAGGCAGAGAGGAGACAGAAAGGGAGCUGCAGCAUGGCCGACCCCGCAAUAAGAGGAGCCAGGCUGGGAAACACCAGACUAAGCGACAGCAGAAACGUGACGACAGGGACAUGAUGAUAAUGAUGACAUACUCUAUGGUCCCGAUCAAGGUCCUGUUGGAACUAUGUAACAGCACAAAAGACAAGUGUUUAACAGGCUCACCAGGACCUCCAGGCACUCCAGGUGUGGAUGGGAAGCCAGGAGUCAAUGCUACGGAAGGCAUAUCAGGACCACCUGGACCUGCAGGGAGACGAGGGAAAAAAGGUCCCCCUGGAGAGAGAGGGGAGCCUGGGGCGAAAGGAGACGUGGGAGACCCUGGACCUCCAGGACUGAAGGACGAGACCUCCAAUGACAUCUUCAUAGAGGGGCCUCCGGGUCCAAGGGGCCCUCCUGGCCCUGCCGGUCCCCCUGGUCUGCCUGGCCCCCCAGCGACCUUAGAGGACCCAGAACCCUCUAGAAAUAGGACCAUGAGAGCACAGUUGUUAGAGAAUACCUGUUUCCAUCAAGACAACAUGUCUGACUCUCUGGGUACAGAGAAUGCAGCCACAAGCAGUGACACCUUAAAUGUGACCAACGCAGAGACUGUUAAUAGAACCAUCAGGGCACACAUCCAUCAAGCCAACAUGUCUUCGGAGUCAGCGAAUCUGGCUGCAAGUAAUGACAUGAAUGUAACUGACACCGAGAACGAGGAAUUAAAUAACCGACAAAUGACAUACACCGAGAUUGUGGAAGAAGGACCUUUGAACUCAACCGAGAUUGUGGAAGACGGACCUUUGAACUCAACCGAGAUUGUGGAAGACGGACCUUUGAACGUAACUCACACUGAGAUUGUGGAAGAAGGACCUUUGAACUCAACCGAGAUUGUGGAAGACGGACAUUUGAACGUAACCGAGAUUGUGGAAGACGGACCUUUGAACGUAACUCACACUGAGAUUGUGGAAGAAGGACCUUUGAACUCAACCGAGAUUGUGGAAGACGGACCUUUGAACGUAACCGAGAUUGUGGAAGACGGACCUUUGAACGUAACUCACACCGAGAUUGUGGAAGACGGACCUUUGAACGUAACUCACACCGAGAUUGUGGAAGAAGGACCUUUGAACGUAACUCACACCGAGAUUGUGGAAGAAGGACCUUUGAACGUAACCGAGAUUGUGGAAGACGGACAUUUGAACGUAACCGAGAUUGUGGAAGACGGACAUUUGAACGUAACCGAGAUUGUGGAAGAAGGACCUUUGAACGUAACCGAGAUUGUGGAAGAAGGACCUUUGAACAUAACUCACACUGAGAUUGUGGAAGAAGGACCUUUGAACGUAACUCACACCGAGAUUGUGGAAGAAGGACCUUUGAACUCAACCGAGAUUGUGGAAGACGGACAUUUGAACGUAACCGAGAUUGUGGAAGACGGACAUUUGAACGUAACCGAGAUUGUGGAAGACGGACAUUUGAACGUAACCGAGAUUGUGGAAGAAGGACCUUUGAACGUAACCGAGAUUGUGGAAGAAGGACCUUUGAACAUAACUCACACUGAGAUUGUGGAAGAAGGACCUUUGAACGUAACUCACACUGAGAUUGUGGAAGACGGACCUUUGAACGUAACUCACACCAAGAUUGUGGAAGAAGGACCUUUGAACGUAACUCACACCAAGAUUGUGGAAGAAGGACCUUUGAACGUAACUCACACCAAGAUUGUGGAAGAAGGACCUUUGAACGUAACCGAGAUUGUGGAAGAAGGACCUUUGAACGUAACCGAGAUUGUGGAAGAAGCAGCAUUUAGGAAAACUGAAUACAUUAUCAAAACCAUAACGUGCUUUCCAAACGUCACUAAAAUGGAAACUACAUUUGGAGUUUGGAUGCAAGAUGCAGCCCGGGUGAACGAUAACCACAUUUGGAUGGCUGAACACUUUUCAGGUCGAGUCUUGCAGGAGUACAAGAGCAUUGCAUCAUUUCCUAACAGCAGGUCUAUUGACAUGAGGAAGUUCUACCAGGGUUGUGGCCACAUCAUCUACAAUGGGUCUGUUUACUAUCACAAUGCAGGAACCUCGAAAGUUGUCAAGGAUAACCUGAAGACCAGGAGAUUACAGACACUGGCCAUUGAGAAUGCUCUUUACCACAAUCGAACAUAUCUCUUCCACAACUCCAAGACGUACUUUAAGUUUGCUGUGGACGAGAACGGACUGUGGCUCAUAUAUGCUUCAGCUAUCAGUGGAACCGUGAUGGUGGCCAAGUUAAACCAUAAGAGGUUUUCUGUGUUGUCUGUGGUUAGCACGUCCUAUCCUGUACCGAGCGCUGGGAAUGUCUUUGUUGCAUGUGGAGUUCUGUAUCUGACUGACACCAAAGAUACAAAAGUCACACAUGCUUUUGACUUAAUGAAAGAGAAAGCUUUGAAUGUAAGUUUGGAUCUCAGAUCAGCCAAUGGUAUUAUGGCCAUGUUGUCAUAUUAUCCCGAAAAUCAACUUUUGUACAUGUGGGACAACAGCUAUGUGAAAAUAUGCAAGACUUAUUUUACUUUGGAUCAACAACAAAAAAGUCUAGUCAAAUGUUAUGGUCGUAAAUAAAUCUUACAAUCGUAAAUAAAUCUUAUGAUCGUGGGAAACAUUCUGCCUAGGAGAAUACAGUCAGUCACAAGUAGUGACACCUUGAAUGUAACCAAUGCAGAGAAGGUUCUAUUAACAAUCAGAGCACACACCCAACAAGCCAACACCCACCAAGCCAACACCCAACAAGCCAACACCCAACAAGCCAACACCAAUCAAGC
Oncorhynchus tshawytscha (Chinook salmon) is the source of this 3628-nucleotide messenger RNA. RefSeq lists its product as uncharacterized. The transcript is spliced from 11 exons. Gene Ontology annotation, cellular component: cell surface. Bases 438 to 3428 code for a protein of 996 amino acids. Gene Ontology annotation, biological process: signal transduction. Lineage: Eukaryota; Metazoa; Chordata; Actinopteri; Salmoniformes; Salmonidae. The record is from RefSeq and is a predicted model, not a curated record.